This is a messenger RNA of Benincasa hispida (wax gourd), 3602 nucleotides long. The record is from RefSeq and is a predicted model, not a curated record. NCBI's taxonomy places the organism in Eukaryota, Viridiplantae, Streptophyta, Magnoliopsida, Cucurbitales, Cucurbitaceae.
GUAAAGGCAGCUUUUUAUUAUUUCAUCGCUCUUUCUUCCAUUUUGAUCUCCACAAAAAUUACACUUUUCAAGAAAAAUUUGGGGUCUUUUGAGUAUUAGUCGUGAAGCAUUUCAAAAGUGCUUCUUGUUGAUUAGAUAGCACUAUUGAGCUUAAGGGGCUGAAUCUGUAUGCAGAGAGAAGUAAAAUUUGAGAGAACCCCAAUUGGGGAAGGUAAAAAAGAACGGAGAGAUAAAAGCAUGAUUUGUCAAUGUAGUUUGGAAUUGUUAAGUGGGUACCCCAUAUUCAAGCAAAAGCUUCGGGUUUGUGCCUUUUGCAACUGGUUUUGGUGGACCAUAAUGAGAAGAAGAAGGAGAUUGAUGCAAACUCGCCUUCAAUGGACCACUGAGGUUGAAUUUUUUUUCUUUUUUCUUUUCCUUUCCAUGGCCAUGAACAAAGAGAUCCCUACUAUUCCCUUCUCUUUAAGUCUUGAGCCAUUUUCUCUCUCUAUUUCUGCACUCUGUACUGUUCAGACUUUGUACUUGGUGGGUUAUUCGGGAGAGGCCCUCUUGGGAUUAAGUGAAAAGAAGUUUGAUAAAUCAGCUUCUUUCUCUUUCUUUUCCUUCUCUCUUUUUUCACAACAUUGUUUUCUCCUGAUUCAGAAUCUGGGUCAUCGCUUCUUAUGCUUUUCAAGUUUGUUUUCACUUUCUUCUCCGUCUUCUGUUUGAGAAAAUGCAUGUGUCAUUUUGUUCUUCUAUUGGGUUUUUUUACUGAGUUUGUUUUGGUGAUUUGGGGAACAAAUGAGUAGUAAACAGGGAAACUUGGUUGGAUUGCAUGUCAUUGUAUUGAACUUCAAAGUUCACCUGCCAUUUGGGGAAGGGAAAUCCCACUUGGGGUUCUCUCUCUUUCUCUUUCUUUUUCUUCUGACCACAACUCAUUAACCUAGAGAGAUUCCUAAAAGAUAACAGAGGAAGCUGCAUGAAGAAUCACAGAAACAAUGAGCGAUGGGAAUUCGAAGAAAAGCAAGCUCUCAUGGUCCAAGAAGAUGGUUACAAAAUGGUUCAAUAUCAAGAGUAAAAGUGGAAGUGGAGAUUAUCAGGCAGAUCACGGUAUUUAUGAAAGAGGUGAUGUUGAGUAUAGGAAUAGUAUUUCAAUGAGAGAGAAUUACACUGAUGAAUCUAGUAAGAGCAUAGAGCAUAGCCACCAUGGACAUAUGAAUAUCGACAAUCCUCGUAUCAUAGAUGUUCAGGACUAUAGCAUUUUUGUUGCUACAUGGAACGUCGGUGGCAGAUCCCCUCCUAGUAAUCUAAGUUUAGAAGACUGGCUUCAUACCUCAGCCCCUGCAGACAUUUACGUACUUGGAUUUCAAGAGAUAGUUCCACUUAAUGCUGGUAAUGUGUUGGGCGCAGAGGACAGCGGUCCUGCCAGGAAAUGGCUAACCCUCAUUCGGAAAACACUAAACAAUCUUCCCGUCUCAAGUGGAGAUAAAAUGUGCUACAUGCCAUUUCCCACCCCUAAGCCAGCCAUAGAAUUGAAUGAUGAUUUUGAGGAAUCAAUGAGGCUCAAGGACUCAUCUUACUGUCGUCGUCGAUCUUUUCAUACAACUAAUAGCGGUAGACCAUCUAACGACCAGUCAACUGCUCUGCCUCAACUUGAUAGAAGAUUUAGCAUCUCUAAUCAUGUGAUCUUUGACCACCGGCCCAGUGACUACGAAUCCAGUUUCAGAUGGGGACACAGGCUAAGCAACUAUAACAGGCAAAGUGAUUAUUGUAGGCAAAGCAAUGACUCAAGGCUGAGUGACUAUUCCAAAUGGGGAUCAUCCGAAGAUGAUGGAUGCCAUGGGGAUUUGACAAGUGAAACUUUAUUCUCACCACCGUUAUAUAACGGAUCCACAUCCAAGGAAGAUGAACUCAGAAGUUUGGGACAUUCACGGUAUUGCUUGGUUUCUAAUAAACAAAUGGUUGGCAUUUUUCUCACAAUAUGGGUCAGGAGUGAAUUGAAGGAUAGAAUACGGGACGUGAAAGUAUCCUGUGUUGGUAGAGGAUUGAUGGGUUAUCUAGGAAAUAAGGGAUCAAUUUCAGUCAGUUUGUCUUUGCAUCAAACAAGCUUUUGCUUCAUCUGUAGUCACUUAACCUCAGGACAGAAACAGGGUGAUGAGCUAAGAAGGAACUCUGAUGUGAUGGAGAUCCUGAAGAAGACCCGGUUUCGGUGUGAUCGAGGUUUGCCUCAUCAGAAGUCACCCCAAACAAUCCUUGAGCACGAUCGAAUUAUCUGGUUUGGAGAUUUAAAUUACCGAAUCGCUUUAUCUCACCGCUCUGCCAAGGCACUUGUUGAGAUGCAAAAUUGGAGAGUGUUGCUUGAGAAUGAUCAGUUACGUAAUGAGCAGAAUUACGGCCGAGUCUUUGUUGGAUGGAACGAAGGCAAUAUAUAUUUUCCACCCACUUACAAAUACUCAAAUAAUUCAGAUCAAUACUCUGGGGAUGGUAUGUACUGGAAGGAGAAACGUCGGACUCCUGCUUGGUGUGAUCGGAUUCUGUGGUAUGGACAAGGUCUCCGUCAAUUAUCGUAUGUCCGGGGUGAAUCCCGGUUUUCAGAUCAUAGACCUGUUUAUGGCAUGUUUUGUGCUGAGGUAGAGUCAAACCAUGGCCAAUUAAAGAAAAACAUGAGUUCUAGUUCCAAGAUUGAUGUGGAGGAGCUUUUACCAUACUCUCAUGGAUAUACUGAACUGAACUUUUACUGAAAGAGUGUAAUGGCUGGGACUGGUGUUUAUAAACCAACUAUGAAAGUACUUCAUCUUCGCCUUAAACCAGCUCCAGGAGAAAUGAUAUUUGAAGAAUUCCAGCCAUGAUGGUGAACAAACAUCAAACAGUUCUCAGAAAUCUUUCAUGUCCAUAAAGCAGGAGGAUAUUAAAAUGUUGGAAUUGGGUUGAAUUACACAGACCCACAGUGGUUUCCAACAUAUCAUGAUCUCAAAUAAUCAGAACUCCAUAUAUUUCUCAGGUAAUUGAUUGGUAGAUUAUGAUGGUGAUGAUUUUAUUUUGGCCUGGAAUAAACAAUCACUUAAAACUCCAGCCGAAUAACAGGUAAAUAAAUACUGUCUAUGUCGCCCCUCAUUGAAACUUUUGACGCUCGGGGUUGUACCGGCAUUCUCAAAAAGUGGAACAAAAGCAAGAGUUAUUCUGAAGAGAAUACAAGAACAAGGAUUGAGGAAUGGUCUUGAAAAUUUGGAAUGUUUGGUACAGAACUAACCGAGGAUGAACCCAACGAAUCAACCGGAAAAUCUUGUAUUCUACUUCCGUUUGAAGCAGUAGGAUGGACUGCUGGUCAGUCUGAUCCCACCUGAGAAGAGGUAGCUAGAAAUUUGGAAGACUUUUUUUGUUAAGUGAACCUCCGACCUUAAGAAGAAGAAUAUAUGUCAAUUAUUGGGAAAGAAGAUUGAGAGCUUGAUUUUAAGCAUAAGUUUUCAAUCCCUCUAUAGUACAAUAGUGGGCUCCCUCAAUGUUUUUAUCAUUUAGGACAUGUUUUGAGAGGCUAGAAAGUAAUGGGUUUGCAAUAGAUUGUAAUUCCAAGCUCACGUUUGGUUUAACAUUUCAUCUUAAUCUUCAUCAUAAUCUUGAUUCUUACA